AUGGAGUUCUUAGUACUAGUGCUUUCUUUGUUUCUGAGUUUAGUUUCAUGUGCAAGUUCUGAUCCAACCACUGAACCUCUCAGGCUGUGCAUGACAACUCAACUCAGUUACUACAGCGAAGUCUCUCAAAUUAUCCACACCUCAAACUCAUCUUCUUAUUCAUCUAUCUUGAAAUCCUCACAACAAAACCCUAGAUGGCUAAACUCCACAUCAAAGCCUCUUCUCAUUCUAACACCUUUCAACGAGUCCGAAAUCCAUGCAGCUGUGCUGUGCAGCAAAAAACGUGGCAUACAAAUCAGGGUCAGAAGUGGAGGUCAUGACUAUGAAGGGCUCUCAUAUCUCUGCAAGACCCCCUUCAUCAUCAUUGACAUGAUCAACUUCAAGUCCAUUGAUAUCAACCUUGCAGAUGAAACAGCUUGGGUUCAGUCAGGAGCUACACUAGGUGAGCUUUACUAUAGCAUUGGGAAGAAAAGUGAUGUCCAUGGAUUCCCAGCUGGGAUUUGCCCAACUGUUGGAGUUGGAGGUCAUUUUAGUGGUGGUGGAUUUGGGACUUUGAUUAGAAAAUAUGGCCUAGCAGCUGACCAUGUCAUAGAUGCAAUUUUGAUUGAUGCAAAUGGGAAAAUCAUGAACAGAAAAACAAUGGGUGAGGACCUGUUUUGGGCCAUUAGAGGAGGUGGGGGAGCAAGUUUUGGGAUCAUUGUUUCAUGGAAGAUCAAAUUGGUUCAGGUCCCAAAAGUUGUGACAGGUUUUACAGUGAGCAAGUUAAUUUCACAAGGUGGAAGUAGCCUUGUGAAUAGGUGGCAGUACAUUGCACACAACUUCCAUGAGGAUCUUUUCAUGAGAGUCAUCCUUCAAAAUGUAGGGAGUGGGAGUCAGAAACAAGUCCAAGCCGAUUUCAAUUCUUUGUUUCUGGGAGGGAUCGAGACACUCAUGCCAUUGAUGAAACAGAGCUUUCCAGAGUUGGGUUUGGAAGCAAAAGACUGCAUUGAAAUGAGUUGGGUCCAAUCUGCUCAGUACUUCGCUGGAUAUAAAAAAGACCAGCCUUUGGAGGUCUUGUUGUCUAAGGAGGUACUCUACAAGAGCAAUUUCAAGGCCAAAUCCGACUAUGUAGUAAACCCUAUUCCAGAAAUCGUGCUACAAGGGAUUUGGGAGAGGUUCAUGCAAGAACAACUAGUUUUCAUGAUACUGGACCCCUAUGGUGGAAAAAUGGCUGAGAUUUCGGAAUUUGAAAUUCCAUUUCCUCAUAGGAAAGGGAAUCUGUACAACAUACAGUACCUAGUGAAGUGGGAUGUGAAUGAGGUUAGUGAAGCCAACAAACAUAUGUAUUGGCUGGAUAUGCUUUAUAGGUUUAUGAAGCCUUAUGUGUCAAACUCCCCAAGGGGUGCCUAUAUCAAUUAUAAGGACCUUGAGUUGGGGACCAACAACAGAGGCACCAACACAAGCUACAUGGAAGCAAGUAGUUGGGGGAGAAAGUACUUCAAGAACAAUUUCAAGAGACUUGCAGAAGUGAAGAGCAAAGUUGAUCCACAUAACUUCUUCAGAAACCAGCAAAGCAUCCCUCCUCUUCGUGUUUUGUCUGGCAUAGGAAGAGUCUAA
Messenger RNA from Fragaria vesca subsp. vesca, 1596 nucleotides. RefSeq names its product tetrahydrocannabinolic acid synthase-like. The transcript has a single exon. Gene Ontology annotation, molecular function: oxidoreductase activity; FAD binding. NCBI's taxonomy places the organism in Eukaryota, Viridiplantae, Streptophyta, Magnoliopsida, Rosales, Rosaceae. The coding region runs from base 1 to 1596 and encodes 531 amino acids. The record is from RefSeq and is a predicted model, not a curated record.